UCCUCAUUGAGUACAUCCUCCAUCUUAUAGGAAAGUGGUUGAAGUUGAAACAUAAAGUAGCCUUAUAUGAAGCUCUAGAAAAGAUCAAAUCAGAACUUAUGCUGCUGGGAUUUAUAUCAUUGAUGCUAACUGUGUUGCAAAGCCCAAUUUCGAACAUAUGCAUUCCCGCGAGCGUCGGAAACACGUGGCUUCCGUGCAGCAAAAAGAGAGCACAAAAGUUGGAGGAGUCUAAAGCCUUGAAACUGUCGCCGCCGCGCGAUAUUGACGGCCGCCUGAGACUUCUCGUCAGCGGAGGAACGCGGCGUGUUCUGGCAGCUGGAGCUGACAAAUGCGCUCUUAAGGGAAAAGUGCCGUUAGUGUCUACAGAUGGAAUUCAUCAGUUACAUAUAUUCAUAUUCGUUUUAGCCGUUUUUCAUAUCUUCUAUUGUGUCACAACUUUGGCUUUGGGGCGAGCCAAGAUGAGAAGAUGGAAAGCAUGGGAAAAAGAAACAAGAACGGCAGAAUACAAAUUCGCUCAUGAUCCAGAGAGAUUCCGGUUUGCUAGAGAGACAACAUUCGGAAGAAGACAUUUGAGCUUUUGGACAACAAGACCCAUUCUUCUCUGGAUAGUGUGUUUCUUUCGACAAUUCAUACACUCUGUUCCCAAAGUUGAUUAUCUAACCUUGAGACAUGGAUUUAUCAUGGCUCAUUUGACACCUCAAACUGCGACGAAUUUCGAUUUUCAAAAGUAUAUCAAAAGAUCACUAGAAACAGAUUUCAAGGUCGUUGUUGGAAUCAGUCCUCCGAUGUGGCUAUUUGCAGUUUCCUUUCUUCUGUUCAAUACUCACGGCUGGUACUCUUAUUUAUGGCUUCCGUUUCUUCCCCUAAUUAUUAUAUUGUUGGUUGGUGCCAAGUUGCAAGUGAUCAUCACAAAGAUGGGGCUAAGGAUUCAGGAUAGGAAUGAAAUUGUAAAGGGAGUUCCAGUGGUUGAGCCGGGUGAUGACCUGUUCUGGUUCAACCGUCCGCGACUCAUUCUGUUUCUCGUUAGCUUUGUUCUUUUUCAAAAUGCAUUUGAAUUGGCCUUCUUCGCUUGGACUUGGUAUACAUUUGGAUUGAGGUCAUGCUUCCAUGAGCAUUUGGAGGAUAUCAUUAUCAGAUUCGCUAUGGGCAUUAUUAUACAGGUUCUGUGCAGCUAUGUAACCCUUCCUCUCUAUGCCCUUGUAACGCAGAUGGGUUCAAAUAUGAAACCAACCAUUUUCAACGAGAACGUCGCAAGGGCAUUGAAAGGCUGGCAUCACACAGCAAAGAAACGAAUAAAAGAUCAUAACAAAAUUGAGAGUGCUUCCGUGACACCUACAUCAAGCCGUCCCGGAACACCUUCUCGGCACGGCAUGUCUCCGGUGCACCUCCUCCGCGGCCACGGCUUCUACCGAAGCGAGAUGGACGUGGCGAGUAGUACUCAAUCAAUUGGGCAUGAUAAACCCGAGUUCGACGACUUAUAUGAGCAUUGGGGACGCAGUGAUGACAAUGGUGGUGGCUCACAAUCUCCGCCACAUUUCGUUGCCAACCAUGUUGAUGGAAGACAAUCACGAUAUGGACCAUCUUCUUCUUCGAACAAUAUAAUUCAACAAGAUGAUGGUGAUCAUGAUGAUGUUAAAAAUAUUAAUGAUGAUCCCACCAACUUGUUGGAGCUGGUUCGUGUCCCUUUGCAGAAACACGAAAUCAUCAAUAUUGAGGAACAAAGUGAUUUUUCUUUUGUUAAGAGAUUGAACUAAAAUGAUGGAAAUUGUCUACAAUUUAUAAUUAUUGUACAGAAUAUAAUUUCACUUGUGAUCGCGCUAUGUCCUCGCACAAAAACAAUACUGGAGCAUACUAAUAUUGUGUAAGUUUGUAUGUUUAGGUCAUUUUAUUUUAUGUGCCUUAUGGUUCCAUUACAAAUUCAA
Molecule: messenger RNA, 1922 nt
Organism: Cuscuta epithymum
Lineage: Eukaryota; Viridiplantae; Streptophyta; Magnoliopsida; Solanales; Convolvulaceae
Source: the annotation of a GenBank genome assembly